Kluyveromyces marxianus DMKU3-1042 is the source of this 2541-nucleotide messenger RNA. It is a transcript of the gene HSL7, whose product is annotated as protein arginine N-methyltransferase. The transcript has a single exon. Gene Ontology annotation, biological process: regulation of DNA-templated transcription; peptidyl-arginine N-methylation. Gene Ontology annotation, cellular component: cytosol; nucleus. Lineage: Eukaryota; Fungi; Ascomycota; Saccharomycetes; Saccharomycetales; Saccharomycetaceae. The record is from RefSeq and is a predicted model, not a curated record. Bases 1 to 2541 code for a protein of 846 amino acids.
AUGGGCAUAGGAAUCACCACACAGAGCAAUGUGUUUGUUGGGAUCAAGCCAGAGCUUGGACAGGGCGCCUACGGCGCCUACACAGCGGGGAUCGGAGAAGAAGAAGAUAAGAGAAGUGCGCAGUCGCCACUGGAGCAGUGUGACUAUUUGCUAGUGCCGCUUACGAAUGCGCGCUACAGGGAUAGUAUGAAAGCUCAGUUCGAAGCGUAUCGUGAGAGUGGAGCUAGCGAGCUGCGGUUAGAAGCACCACAGCUACAGGAGUUAGGUGUUCUUCCGUCCAGCGGCGGCAAUGGUGGUAGCAGAAGUAACAGUAAUGGCAGUACCAGCGGCGGCAAUGGCGGCAUUGGAGCCGCAACUCCCCAGUAUAUCGGGCUUGUAAGUUCGUUUCUAGAGCUAGAUAGUAGCGAAGUGGAUGUGCGGGAGCUGUCGUUGCAAGUGCUGCAGCACGAGCUGGAGUAUGCCAAUUUUGUCGGGAUCCGACAGGUGAUUGUAGCUCCGCCAAAACGACUUAACACUCUGCAUUACUACGCGCAGUCGCUUGCGCGGGUAUUUGACCAGUUCGGGGAGCGGUGUCCCACGGUUUCGAUCUCGCUUCCGCUUUUUGAGGACUCCGAUCCGCUUUCCACAUGGGAGCUGUGGAACACGAUUCGGAAGAUGUGCAGAUAUGCAGGUAAAUUGAGUGUGUCGCUGGCGUUGCCACGGCAGCGGACGCCCGGGUAUGUGCUAGAGCGUUGGCUAAGCGAGCCAGUGACGUGCUUGUUGAUCUCGGCGUCUGUGUUCACUACGAACCAGUACAACUACCCUGUUUUGAACCGGUUCAACCAGCAUCUGAUCACCGCGUUCCAGCGGAUAAACGGGAAUGCGUCGCAGUUCGGGGAACUGGCUAUUUUGCUGCAUGGAAUGGAGAAGUACGUGGACAAACUGUGCGUUGGGCCGUCGCAGUACCUGGAGUACAUCAACUAUUUACUCAAGAAGGGGGAUAAGUUAAUAGCCAUGGAGAAUUCUGAUGCGAAUUUGGAUUCGAAUUCGAAGUCGAAUCCAAUUGCGAACGGAAAUGGGAAUGGCAAUGGGAAUGGCAAUGCAAACGCGAGCCAUGCGUUUUUUUCGAUGGAACCCAGGGUUAUGCCGCCAUUGUUGCCGCACUGCGAGGAUUUAUCGAAUGCUGUGUACCAGACUUUUGAACGGGACGCAGUGAAAUACGAGCAGUACGAAAGGGCGAUAGCGAUGGCGGUUUCGGACAUAUUGAUGGAAAAUUCGUCAAGAUGGAGAGGUUCAAACGAGAUUGUCAUUCUUGUUGCUGGUGCUGGCAGGGGUCCGCUUGUGGAUAAGACUUUCAAAGUUUUGGACACGCUACGCGUGACGAAUUUCAGGCUCUUGGCGAUCGAGAAAAAUCCACAUGCAUUGCUGUACUUGCAAAAACGCAAUUUCGAGCAUUGGGACAAUAGAGUGGAGAUUACAAUGUGCGACAUUAGAGAAUGGGAUGAUCACGUGAAAGUCGAUCUAUGCAUUAGCGAGUUGUUGGGAUCGUUUGGUUGCAAUGAGUUGUCUCCAGAGUGCUUGGCACCCAUAGAGCAGUUCCAUUCGAAACCAUCGACGAGAUUUAUCCCUCAAAGCUAUAGUUCAUAUGCUGCUCCGGUGUCGUCACCAAUUCUGUACCAAAGUUUGUCUCAGAGAGGGCCGCAGUAUCUUGAGCAGCCCAGCGUGAUUCACCAUAUACCAUAUUGUCAAACUUCAUCACGGAUUAAUGAGAUAUGGAACUUUACGCAUUCACACGAAGAGCGUCUGUCCCACUUUAAUAAAACGUCUGUGUCCCACUUCCGCGUGAAGCAUAAGAGUGAAAUUCACGGUAUAGUGGGGUACUUCAUUGCGACCUUGUACGCUGACAUCACAUUGAGUACUGUACCAGAUGGCUCCAUCCUUAAAACACUACAGGACCAGGAAAAUUCCACUAUUGAAAACUCAAGAAAUCACAAUGGCUCAUCAUCAACGCCAACGAAAGGAAAUCAUACGGAAAAUAUGAGAUCGUGGUCACCGAUAUUCUUCCCAUUGAAAGAACCAUUAUUCCUCAACGAUGACACAGAAGUGGAGCUCUUCAUGUCAAGAAAUAAUAAUAAGGACAAAGUUUGGUACGAGUGGUCUGCAUCCUGCUUUGUUUACUUAGUGUCCUCUUCAGACGCUCACAACAAUUCAGUAGAAAGAGAGAAACACAACCACACUUUGAAGGACAAUGGAACGGAUCUCGAAACGCAAAAAUUGACAAACGCUUUUGCUCGUUUCGGUCAUCAGCAUGACUCCUCGAAUGGGGAGUCUAAGUUCUUUGAAGACUCAGUGAACCACACAGACUUCAUGUCAAACAGAGGCAAUGAAUGGGAAAGUGUGAAAGAUUUGCAUGAACUUCAGAAUAGACAGAUCCCAUCUAUUCUGGAUAAGGAACGGGUUGAACGUAAAAAAUCGUUUGUUGAAGAAUACCAUGUGCGUGUUAGGACAAGUGUCUCACAACUCCAUAACCCAAACGGUAGCACUUACGCUAUACCGCUGUAA